Messenger RNA from Aedes albopictus (Asian tiger mosquito), 2894 nucleotides. RefSeq names its product tyrosine-protein kinase receptor torso. NCBI's taxonomy places the organism in Eukaryota, Metazoa, Arthropoda, Insecta, Diptera, Culicidae. The transcript has a single exon. Bases 420 to 2894 code for a protein of 824 amino acids. Gene Ontology annotation, molecular function: protein binding; ATP binding; transmembrane receptor protein tyrosine kinase activity. The record is from RefSeq and is a predicted model, not a curated record. Gene Ontology annotation, biological process: positive regulation of kinase activity; cell surface receptor protein tyrosine kinase signaling pathway; protein phosphorylation. Gene Ontology annotation, cellular component: plasma membrane; signaling receptor complex.
UCAAUUUUUAUGAUUUUCAGUUUGUUAGGAGUUGAAUGUCAUACGUUCACCCGUACUUUUCACAAGGAAUGCCAAGCCGAUCAGGAUUACUCCGCUUCACGGUACCGUCAGCUUGCGAUGUUUUGUUUUCAACGCCUUCCCAGCUGGUCAGCAAAUUAGGGUGUGAACGAAGAGACUUUGCUAUUGCUGUACGAAUGUUUGUCGGUAGGUAGACAAUCUGGUCUGAAGCAUUACGGCUUUCUUUCACACCUGUGCCAAUUAGGCAGUGCGGCGUCCCUAUUUCCGAACUAUUAGGUAAAAUGUGGUAAAUGAACGUUUUUGAUACCUGUUAAGGACUACCUCGCUCAUACUUGACAACGUAGCGAAAUUUGAACGACAGUUAGAAAGCAAACUCAGUCUUGAUUGGAAACAUUUCAAGUAUGGAUCGAAACUACAAAUUUCGCGUGCUGUAUUCCGUACUAGUUUUAGUGAAUGUGAUUAAAUGUGAACAAAUUUCUCUGGAGCAGAAGUAUAAUGAUGGUGAGCUGAUCGCAAUUGGAUCAUGCAUGGUGAACUGUGGCCCCCGUCAGACAAGAAAGUGUUUUGAUAAUUGCUCAAAUCAAGCUGAGAAUUCGAAACCGUACACGAGGACCAUUAGCUACAGCUUCGCAGUCGAACUAGUGUGCCGUGAGAGUGAUAAACUUGUUCUUAGUGUAGAAGGCGAAGAUCAAGUCGCGAAAUUGAACAUUAUCAACAUCUAUGGAGUCCGACAAGAGUUUACCCUUAUCAAUGACGUAUCCGUCAUUGAAAUUACAAAUCUGCGCCCUGGACAUGCUUAUCAUGUGCAAGCAAUCGUGUUUACUUCUGCCAGUGAUUACCUGUUUACAAAUACCCACACCGUAUUGGAGACCAUGCCGAAGAACUACAUCCCCGGUGCAAUAAACGACAUAGGAAUAGUCAGUUACCAGCCUAACCCGCAGGAUGAAUCAUUCUUGAACGCCUUCGUCGGAUGGAAGCCCACUUCCGAUAUGGCUUGCCAGUACGAGAUCCUUCAUUACUCGUCACAUUCAACGGACUUCCAUCCCACACCUUUACAAAUACAUCAGUUCGGAGGUCCCCAUCAAGCCACGCUGGAAUCUUUGGAGUUUGACACGGAAUUCGAAGUAGCCAUUCGAGCAAAGAAUCCACCUCUCGAGAGCGGUCUUCGUUGGACAUCGUUCCAUACCCCUAGUUGCUUCGAUGUGCACAACUACAGUCAAAUAUGUGCACCGGAAGCCAUAACGAACCUCUCCGUCAAGGCGGAGCCACUGGCCAACAAACACUACCAGCUCAACAUCUCAUGGGAUGAACCUAUCCUCACCCCUAGCAGCUACGAAAUCCACAUUUACGACCUCAACCCGGACAUGACCGAAGAUCUGGCACAUUCCGUUUCCCUGAACGCCACCGGAGAUGUCACUUCCGUCUUUGUGGACGCCGUACCCGUCCAAGGAACGCAGUUCGAAGUAUUCGUCAUAGCACACGCCAACAAUCGGACCACUUCUUCCAACCUGAUAUCCUCGAUACAGAUCCAACGGCUCACCCGGGAUCACUGGAUCGACGCGCUGGUGGUCAUCAUCAUCAUCGCUCUGCUGGUCAUCGGGAAGUUUCUGAUUCCUUUUUUAUGCAAGCGUUUCGCGCGAAUCAAGCGAUACGACAAACCCCGCGGCUGGAAAGGCUUGGAACUGAGCAGUGACAUCGAGGUCCGCAUGCAAAACCUGGAAGGCGCGGAGGAGUCUCAGACGCUUCCCGGAGAGCUGAUUGCACCGAUCAACGACGGAAUGGAGGUACGCUUGGAACAGAUUCAGUUGCUGGACGUUCUGGGUGAGGGUGCUUUCGGCUUGGUUCGGAAAGGGCUGCUGACGACAAAGGAUGGCGAAAGUUUGGACGUUGCUGUGAAGAUGCUGAAGGAGUGUCCCAGUUUGGUGGACAUCAAGGCGUUUCGUCGGGAGAUUGAAGUGAUGAAGUCGGUUGGCAGUCAUCCGAAUGUAGUGUGCAUCGUUGGACAGUACACGGGAAAUGUAACCAGGAUGAUGCUGUUGACAGAGUACUGUAGCGGUGGCAACCUGCUGAACUACCUCCGCGACAUUUGGAACAAGAUUCUGAAGACUCGUUCACCCACGUGUUCACUGUUCGAAGCAUGUGAAACGAUCAAGGUGGAUAGAACAAGACAUAGUUCUGGUUACGAGUCUCCAAGAGACUGCUGUGAAUUCGAUACGGAGCUUCCGGUUAUGGUGGAAAACAAGCUUUAUCAGCACCAGCAGAAGAUUUCCAUUCAGUUUGACAACCAGUGCUACUUUGGAGAGGAAGAAAACAAACUGAACUUACCUAUCACAAGCAACCAGUUGAUGGAAUUCGCACGGCAAAUAGCCCACGGAAUGGAGUUCCUGUCGCGGAAUAGAGUUGUCCAUCGAGACUUGGCAGCCCGGAACAUCCUGGUGAUGGAUGGGACAACUGUCAAGAUAUCCGACUUCGGACUUAGUCGGGACAUCUACCAGGAGAAUAUGUACAGGAAAACGACCAACGGGAAGCUGCCGAUCAAGUGGUUAGCUUUGGAGUCGCUGACCCAUCAGAUGUACACCUCGCAGAGUGACGUAUGGUCGUUUGGGAUCGUGCUGUACGAGAUCUGCACCUUGGGCGGCAAUCCUUAUCCGAUGCUGGAGACGGGUAAUCUACUACUGGAGCUGAAGGGAGGCUAUCGGAUGGAGAGGCCGGCCAGUUGCUGUGAUGAAUUGUACGAGCUAAUGACGAGCUGCUGGAAUACACUGCCCAGCGAAAGACCCACGUUUUCGACGGUGAGCAAUCGGCUGGAAAAAAUGAUCGAACAGAGUAAGGCUGAAGGCAGAAGCCUAAUUGAUUUGAGUGGCAUUAUGGAUUGA